UACUAGAGCGAUAGAUUGGCUUACAUCCGUUCUGUGGGCAAAUAGACUACACUGAGUGUUUUCCUUGUCUGUUGAACAUUUCAGUGAGAAAAAUGACUAGCUCUCAGUUCAACAGAGGUCCAGCAUAUGGAUUGUCAGCGGAAGUCAAGAGUAGGAUUGCACAAAAGUAUGACCCCCAGAGAGAAGAGGAGUUGCGGAUUUGGAUUGAGGAUGUAACUGGAGGAUCUAUUGGGGAGGACUUCCAGAAGGGUUUAAAGAACGGUGUCGUAUUAUGCGAGCUCAUCAACAAGCUCCAGCCUGGGUCUGUGAAAAAGGUCAACAAUUCAACCCAGAAUUGGCAUCAGCUCGAGAACUUGACCAACUUCAUUAAAGGGAUUACAGUGUAUGGAUUGAAGCCUCAUGAUAUAUUUGAAGCCAAUGAUCUGUUUGAGAGUGGAAACAUGACCCAAGUUCAGACGACUCUCCUGGCCCUUGCUGGCAUGGCUAAGACGAAGGGAGUACAAACCUCUGUGGACAUUGGGGUGAAGUAUGCAGACAAACAUGAGCGAGGAUUCGAUGAAGAAAAGAUGAAGGCUGGUCAUUGUGUCAUUGGACUUCAGAUGGGGACAAACAAGUGUGCUAGCCAAGCUGGUAUGAAUGCUUAUGGCACCAGGAGACAUUUGUAUGAUCCCAAAGCUCAUAUUCUUCCACCUAUGGACAAUUCAACUAUCAGCUUACAAAUGGGAACCAACAAAGGGGCCAGCCAGGCUGGAAUGACUGCUCCUGGGACCCGGCGUGCCAUCUAUGACCAGAAGCUUGGCACUGACAAGUGUGAUAACUCAACAAUGUCUCUGCAGAUGGGAUAUGCCCAAGGAGCUAACCAAAGUGGACAAAACUUUGGAUUGGGCCGACAGAUCUAUAAUCCCAAAUACUGCCCCAAAAGUGAGGAUGAUGACGACAAAGAGGAGAAUGGGCAAGAAACUGAUGGUUGUAUUCAGGAAUGCCAAGAUGAAGGAUACCAAGGGUACCAAGAAGAAGGACAGGAUUACUAGUGGAAUGGUUUCUUUUUUUGGGAUUUUCUAACUGCUCAGUUACUGAACUUAAGUGCCUUACUUAGUCAUAUGUCAACCAUCCAUAAGAUGUAAUGUGUUUUAAAUGAUUCAUGUCAGAAUGUGUGUAAUUGCACAAUUCAGACUAAAGAGCUGCUUAGUCAGAUGCUAUACCAUACAGUAGGGCUGUGAAGUGCAUGGAAUACAACAUCACUGGUGUUAUGAAGAUCCAUAGACUCGUGUGUCUGUAUGUGUGUGUGAGUGCGUGUGAGUGCGUGUGUCUGGACAAUCCAGAAAUGGAUGGCUUUUAAUUGUCAUCCAUGAACUAUUGAAUUAUUACUUGUAUGAUUGUUUUGUCCUACAAAGCUUUCCUAGCCUGGAUGCCAGACCAACGUUUAGCCCCGCCUACAUCCUUUUUCUGCAAGAAUUGAGUAUGACGUCGUCAGGCUAAAGCUUUCCCAGUGUAUCACAAUGAAUGUUAUGUGUCUGCACAGGUCUUGUUUAGUGUCAGUAUUUUAAGCAUAAAUGGAGAUUUAGUAUCCCCAGUGUAUGCAAAUAUCUAAAUGUACUUAUACAGGAAAAUUAAAUGUAGGAAAGACAUUUUUAAUGUAAUUUGCAUCUAGACAUUCCAAGAUUAGUUACUUGAAAAGGGAUUUUUUUUUGGUAAUGAUUUAUUUGACAGUGUUGUGGUACACCAGAUGCCAGUGUGUAUUAUUAUUUUAUUAUAGGCUAAUUAUUAUUUUUGUAGUUGUUGUCACACCUGUUGUUGUGACAUGCAAACAUAUGUUUAAUUGUUUGCGAGAAACUGACCAUAUAAGUCAAUAGGCAUAUUCACUUAUUAAAUUACCAUCAUAUGGGUUCAAUCUGUUUUUAUCUUUUCUUUAUGUUGUGGUAUAGAUAAGAAACACUAAUUGACUGUACAUGGAUUGUGUUUUUUGCCAACAGACUUUUUAGCCUACAUUUUGUGGUCUUGAUUAGUGUUGAAGCAGUAAACUGCAUGAAAAUAAAGCAACAAUUUGCCACUUUUA
This is a messenger RNA of Sardina pilchardus (European sardine), 2056 nucleotides long. It is a transcript of the gene cnn2, whose product is annotated as calponin 2. Gene Ontology annotation, biological process: actomyosin structure organization; actin filament organization. Gene Ontology annotation, molecular function: actin filament binding. The transcript has 7 exons. Gene Ontology annotation, cellular component: actin cytoskeleton. The record is from RefSeq and is a predicted model, not a curated record. The coding region runs from base 93 to 1031 and encodes 312 amino acids. Lineage: Eukaryota; Metazoa; Chordata; Actinopteri; Clupeiformes; Clupeidae.